GUAAACGCUAAAAUUACGUGUUGCACAUUUGGUGUCGGCACUACUAAUUUUGUAUGUCGAAUUAAUUUAAUCCAAAGUUCUUGCCUGGAAGUAUUGGUGAUCCACUGCUACUAGACACGGAAGCCCGUUAAGCGAAAGCUUCUAUUCCGUCCACAACCAUUUGAGCUGACCUUAUUACACAACAGUCCUCUUGCCCUUAAACUUUAUCUGCGGGAAGUGGCACAUUGCACAGAACAUUUUCAACCGUAGGAACCUGAGCCAGGGAGUAAUUCUUCAUCGACUGAGGUAGUCGGGAUAUAUGUGCAGUCAAUCUGUGCCUCUAUGCACUAGCCAGACGAGAAUAGGUUGGAUGAAUCUGGGGUGACCUUAUUCAUUCUAUUGCACCCUACGAUACUUACAUCCACCGGCCUUAUUGAGUGUGAAAAAUCAUCCCAAACCAUAUAUAUGACUGAUAGUUUGAAUUGUAAACAAAUGGCAGAAGUUUUGGAAGGUAACGGAGAUGACAUAGUCACUCCAUGGGAAGUGUCAACGAAUUCAAGCAGUGGUGUGGAUUAUGAUAAGCUGAUCGUUCGCUUUGGAUGUUCAAAAAUUGACGAUGAUUUGCUUCAAAGGCUUACAAACAUUUGUCCCAAGCCUCUACAUCACCUACUGAAGCGUCGGAUAUUUUUUUCCCAUAGGGAUUUUGAACAAAUUAUCUUACGCAUCGAACAAAAAAAGCCGUUCUUUUUGUAUACCGGAAGAGGUCCAUCAUCAGAGGCCUUACAUCUUGGACAUGUUGUCCCAUUCAUAAUAAAUAAAUGGUUUCAGGACGUUUUUGAUAUCCCUCUUGUAAUCCAGUUAACUGAUGAUGAGAAGUUUCUGUGGAAGAACUUGUCUAUCGCAGAAGUUAGUCAUUUAACUCGUGAAAACGCAAAGGAUAUUAUCGCCAUGGGUUUUGAUCCCAAAAAGACAUUUAUCUUCAGUAAUUUUGAGUACAUGGGAACAUGCCCAGAUUUUUAUCGUACCAUCUGCCAAAUACAACGCUUGGUUACAUAUAAUCAGGCUCGUGCGAUUUUUGGUUUCAGUGACAGUGAUUGUAUUGGAAAAAUAUCUUUCCCGGCUAUUCAGGCAGCUCCUUCGUUUGCUCAAUCGUUUCCAACUGUUUUUGAAAAUCUUAAAAAACCAGAGGAUGUCGGUUGUUUAAUUCCGUGUGCUAUUGAUCAAGAUCCAUACUUUAGAAUGACUCGAGACGUCGCUCCGCGUCUUGGACUACCUAAACCUUCUCUUAUAUACUCAGUAUUCUUCCCCGCUUUACAAGGAAAUCAAACAAAAAUGAGUGCAAGCAAUCCAAACACAUCAGUUUUUCUGACAGACACACCGAAGCAAAUUAGAAAUAAAAUCAAUAAAUAUGCUUACUCUGGUGGUGGUGACACGAUUGCUGAACAUAGGGAACGUGGUGGAAACUGUGAUAUUGAUGUAUCAUACCAGUAUUUGAAAUUUUUCUUGGAAGACGAUCAAAAAUUAGAACAAAUACGUCAGGAUUAUUCCAGUGGCAAACUAUUGACAGGUGAAAUCAAAAAGGAGCUUAUCACACUGUUGACUGAGUUUGUUACAGAGCACCAGAGAAAACGAGCUGUGAUUACUGAUGAAGUUCUUAAACAAUUUAUGACUCCUCACCCACUGCGUCUUCCAUUUAUUUAAAUGUAUUAAUUGUGAAUAACUACAUAUCGAUCUAGGCAAUUUUUGUGAAUAUAUUUAUGGAAAAUAUUUUUUUAAAGUUGUAUGCAUAUUUUAAUGAUACUUAACUAUCGGAAAUUUUAUCGGGUUAUCUAUAGUGAAUACAAAACUGUGUUCGCGUGUAAAUUUUAAGUCUUUUUUUAACCUAUUGUUGGUACGUUACGUUUUGUUAUCUUAAUUAUUAGGAAUAAUCUGUGUAACAUCUUUGAACUGAUUAGUUUACAUGAGUCUGCAAUGGAUUACCAUUUCAUAGGCUUACGAAACUUCUCAAUGAUAGAAUUAACUAAUCCUCAAAUAAGUAAAAUCUUAGACAAAUUUUCUAUAUGACGUAGUUAAACUUGGUGAACAAAUUAGACGAUAGCGUAAAAGAAAUUUUAUUAAGUCUAUCCAGUUCUAAUACUGAACUAAGCAGAGUGUUAAUGAAUUUGAGCUGUUAUUAUAU
Molecule: messenger RNA, 2158 nt
Organism: Schistosoma rodhaini
Lineage: Eukaryota; Metazoa; Platyhelminthes; Trematoda; Strigeidida; Schistosomatidae
Source: the annotation of a GenBank genome assembly